Molecule: messenger RNA, 1188 nt
Organism: Brassica napus (rape)
Lineage: Eukaryota; Viridiplantae; Streptophyta; Magnoliopsida; Brassicales; Brassicaceae
Exons: 1
Coding region: 604-1059 (151 amino acids)
Source: RefSeq, a predicted model, not a curated record
AAUGCACUCAUGCAAAAAAUAAAGUAGUAAUAAAAAAAGAUCAAUUUUUGAACUAUUAAUUCUUAGAAAAAAGAAAACAAUAUCACGUACGGUAGGUGACUCUUGUAUCUACUAAAAGGGCCAAAAGAAUCUGGGGCCAACUCUAUCAUGCUGGUCCACUGGUCCCUAUUGUCUUAACGUGAGAUCUAACCCACCGGCGACGCGAAACCUCCAAGGCCAACUCAAUCUUGUCUGCUAGCCGGCCAUGCCUCUGUCUCCCGCCGAUCCUUCAGUUCACCACCUAAGUUCCUUCCUCUCUCAAUCUUCGCCACGUUGAUUUCUCCUACUUUCCCGAACUACCCUUAGCGUGAUGGUCUGUUUAAAUAAUUCGGGAAAUAAUAACCAAACCUUGAGCUGUCAUGUUCCCUUGUUAUUAUUACACGACAAGUCAGACGUGUACUUUAGAUUCUUGAGGCUAUUUUCUUCUUCCUCGAUUGUUCUUAUAUAUAAACUCGUCACAAGGUCGUCUGAUCUUUCAAUUCACAAAUCACAAACAACAACAACUUGGUACGUAUACUCUACAUACACAAACAUCAAACUCACGAGAGAUAUAAACAAAGAAAAAUGGGUGCAUGCGUUUCACGUGAAUGUAUGAGGGGAGAUUCGGCGAAGCUAAUAUUGCUGGACGGGACAUUAGAAGAGUUCUCGUAUCCGGUCAAAGUUUGGCAGAUCUUGCAGAAAUACCCGACGAGUUUCGUAUGUAACUCAGACGAAAUGGACUUCGACGAUACAGUUUCAGCAGUCUCUGGCAACGAAGAGCUCCGAUUGGGGCAACUUUACUUCGUUUUACCGCUGACGUGGCUCAGUCAUCCCCUAAGGGCGGAGGAAAUGGCGACGCUGGCUGUUAAAGCAAGCUCCGCGUUGACCAAGAGCGGCGGAGUCAGUUGCGCUGACUCCAUUUGGGAAAUAAAUUACCAAUCCAAAAAAAUCGCCCGAGCGAAGACAAAUGGCGGUGGUGGAAGAGGCUGUGGCAAAGGGAAGAGGAGAUUUACGGCGAAUUUGAGCAGCAUCGCCGAGUAGGGUCAACUUAGUGGAGCAAACCAUAAAAAUAAAUCGACCGACGUAGAAACUGUAGUUAGAGACGUUUGACUUUUUUCUAAUGGAGAAAAACAAAAUGAUCCAUUACUUUUGGAUUUUUUUUUCUAUAUU